Messenger RNA from Astyanax mexicanus (Mexican tetra), 1707 nucleotides. RefSeq names its product probable RNA-binding protein 46. Gene Ontology annotation, cellular component: nucleus. The record is from RefSeq and is a predicted model, not a curated record. The transcript has 5 exons. Lineage: Eukaryota; Metazoa; Chordata; Actinopteri; Characiformes; Acestrorhamphidae. The coding region runs from base 243 to 1634 and encodes 463 amino acids. Gene Ontology annotation, molecular function: mRNA binding.
GGGGCGUGUUUAUGUAGAGUCUAUCCUACACACACCUGUGAUUAAUAUUGAUAUAACACUGUUAUAAUUGAUAAUGAUAUAAUUUAUACUGUAAUUAAUUAAUAUUCAUAUAACACCCGUUAUACCAGAAAACUACCGCUAGAGGGAGCCCGCAAGGCUGCUGCCAGUUUCGCGUCUAAUAUACAGAGGAGGAAAACUAAGGAUCCCAAGGAAAGAAAGCAGUGUUUGUCUUCUUUAGCAAGAUGGAAAGCUCCAAAGAAGCUGCUCUCUUGGCCCUGAUGGAGAAAACAGGUUACAGUAUGGUUCAAGAAAACGGCCAACGAAAAUUUGGUGGUCCACCACCAGGCUGGGAAGGCCUCCCUCCUCCCAGAGGCUGUGAGGUUUUUGUGGGGAAAAUUCCCCGGGACAUUUAUGAAGACGAGCUGGUGCCUUUGUUUGAGCGUGCAGGCCGUAUCUAUGAAUUUCGUUUGAUGAUGGAGUUUAGCGGGGAGAAUCGUGGCUAUGCCUUUGUCAGGUACACAACCCAAGAAGCUGCACAGCGAGCCAUAAAUCUUCUCGACAACUAUGAGAUCCAUCCUGGCAAGUUUAUCGGAGUGUGUGUGAGCCUGGACAACUCUCGACUCUUUAUUGGAUCCCUCCCAAAAGACAAGACGAAGGAGGAGAUACAGGAAGAAAUGAUGAAGGUGACAGAUGGAGUAGUGGACGUUAUAGUGUAUCCCAGCACCACAGACAAGAGUAAGAACCGUGGUUUUGCCUUUGUGGAGUAUGAAUCGCACAAAGCUGCUGCCAUGGCCCGCAGGAAACUCAUACCAGAAACGUUCCAGCUGUGGGGCCACACUCUUCAGGUUCACUGGGCAGAACCGGAGAAGGAUGUAGACGAGGAGACGAUGCAGCGAGUGCGGGUUCUGUAUGUUCGCAAUCUUAUGUUGCACACGACGGAGGAAACUCUUCGCCUCGAGUUCUCUCGGCAGAAGCCUGGCUCUGUGGAGCGUGUUAAGAAGCUGACGGAUUACGCCUUCAUCCACUUCCACAGUCGGGAGGAUGCACUUGCUGCACAGGAGUCGAUGAAUGGCAAACUUAUUGAUGGCUCGCCCAUCGAAGUCAGUCUCGCUAAGCCAGUCGGCAAAGACAAAGACGGCAAUCGACGGUUUGGAACGCGGGCCGGCCAUAACGGAACUACUGUGGGAGUUUACCGUAACUCCAGCUUCGUUUUACGGAGCGGUGAGGAUUCUGGGAUUGGUUUGGCCACAGGGGCAGCGGUUAUAAGAGAUGGGUUAUGUCCUCGUCCUCUGAGCCUGCCUCCUCAUAUGGGCAAUCCAUACGCUGUGGACAUAGAGCGAUGCGUGUACCCGUUACUGCCAGGCUCCAGUCUGAUACCAGGCAACCUGCAGAGUCUCAAACCCAACCAGCUGAGCUCUGCUGUAUCACUGCUGGAAUAUAUCUGCCACAAGAAUGGCUGGUCCCUGCCGGAGUAUUACCUUUACUCCACAAUGGGGCAUGAUGGGAAAACACUGCUCGUCUAUGAAGUAGUCAUUAACAGCACCAGAAGCAGCUACAUGCCUGAUAAAGUUUGUGCCGUUCUGGAGGAUGCCAAAGAGCUUGCUGCUCAGAAUGUACUUCAGAACCUGCGUUAGUGUGUUUGUUUUCGUGCUUUCAGAGUUUUAAUUUCCGUUGUGUUCCAUUUUUAUUUGUUCAAAACGUUGUUAA